Vombatus ursinus (common wombat) is the source of this 1560-nucleotide messenger RNA. RefSeq names its product transmembrane protein 69 (gene TMEM69). The coding region runs from base 494 to 1222 and encodes 242 amino acids. The transcript has 2 exons. Lineage: Eukaryota; Metazoa; Chordata; Mammalia; Diprotodontia; Vombatidae. The record is from RefSeq and is a predicted model, not a curated record.
UCCGCAGACUGUCUUCCGCCUCCAGUCCUUUCUUCCGCCUCCAGUCCUUGCUUCCGCGGCGUUCGCUAAACGCUACUCCGCUGAGCGCGCCGCUCUGCCUUUCGGGACUUGUGGUUCGGAGUCGCGCAUGCGCCUAGGCUAGUCGAGAAAAUGGGGGAGGUUCUUAGUUCACACUGGCCUGGGGAUUGGGGUGGUUCCAUUUCUCCCAGACUGUUAGAAUGUAAGCUCCUUGAGGGCAGAGUUGUGAUCCUGAGUCUCAGAGUGCUGAGCCGGGUCACAAGUCCGCUGAAUCUUUUCCGGAUUACUCUGACUCCGCCCCUCUUAUUCAAGUUCCGCCCUAGGGGAACAACAACCAGAAGAGCCCCGGGGCCCAACGUUCCCGGAAGCGGCCCUGGGAACCACGAGGCACGGGCCGAGUUCUCACCCGCACUGUUUUCUCCUGAGCGCCGGAACCGGAAGCGACUCUCCCCUCAUACUGGCAGCAGCCGCCACCAUGCUCCGCCUCCUCCGUGCCUGCUGUCGGGCGCCUUCACAGAUCCUGAAGACUUCUCCAUCUGUGGCACGGGUUUCUGGGAGGCAGAAGGCAGGCACUCCUUGUAUCCCCCCUUUUUUCUUGAGACCUUGGCUCCUCCCGUCCAGUCCAGGGUCUGAGGAUGGGGGUAAAGAAUAUCACACAUCUUCCUGCUGCUUCAAGAAGAAGGUCCCGGUGGUUCCCACGAGGCCACCACCCACUCUCACCUACCUGCCUGACACCCCAAAGCCAGCCCUCUAUGUUGCUUUGACUGGAUUGGUCCCCUUUGUGGCCCCACCCCUGAUCAUGAUGAUGACCAAGACCUAUGUACCAGUACUGGCAUUUACUCAGAUGGCUUAUGGAGCCAGCUUCCUGUCUUUCCUGGGAGGGGUCAGGUGGGGGUUCACUCUGCCAGAAGACAGUCCAGCCAAGCCGGAUAUCAUGAAUUUAGCCUGCAGCGGGGCCCCACUGGUGUUUUCCUGGUAUGCCUUCCUUAUUUCUGAGGGACUCACUGAAGCCAUCAUCAUGGUGGUCAUGGGCUUUGCGGUGGCAUUACACAAUGAAGUUUUCCUCCUGCCCCAUUAUCCUAACUGGUUCAAAGCCUUGAGAAUAGUAGUGACUCUCGUGGCAUUUUUUUCAUUUGUAGCCACUUUGAUAAUCAAAGAUUUUUAUCCAGAAACUGGCCCUAAACGGCCUGGUCAGGCUGAGUGAAGCUCACACUCCUGGCCCAUUGUGAGCAGGCAGGCUAUUAAGAUCCUCCUUCUUGUUUUUUCUUUGUAAUUCCUGCAUCUGGUGACUGUCCCUCUCUGGAAAUCUUGUCCUUUCAUUAGUUGCCUGAGGCUGUAGCCCACAGUACUGGCACGUGUGUGCGUAGACUGGUGCUCACAAGUUUAUUUCUGCUGUUUAUAAGUAAAUUGUAAAGAGUUUUUAAAAGAUCAAAUAAAGACCACAAAGCAUCCUUUGGCUAGGGCGUUUUGGCUCCUUGGAGGGAACACCCUGGUUACUUGUUAGCAUCUGAGACCUGUGUUUCUGUAGGAUGCUCUUGGGAA